AACAGGAUCUCCAAAUAACAAAGACUAGAAGACUAGUGUGUUUGGUGCCAUCUUCUGGAGACUGACAUUUUGUUCAGAUGGAAAGGAGAGACUUUAGUGUAAACGGUGCUAAAUGAUAAUGCAGUAUUAUAGUGCACAGUAUUGUCACACAGUGCUGUUUUAAUUUGGUGCAUAUUAACAAGACAGACAAAGUUUUUUUUUAUUGCAGACAUACUCAAAGCGUCUUCUAAUAUCAGAACACAAUAAUAACUUUGCUAAAAUGAAAGAUGUAGUCUAUCAGCACUGAUAAAUAGAAGUAUAUGACUGUAACACAAAAUGUAGCCAUUUGUAUAGAUUAUAUUCAGUAGCUUGUAUCUUUACACGUUUUUGUUUAAAUGUGCGAACAUCAAAAAUGUUUAAUUUUUACACUAAUUUUAUAAUAAGGUAUCAACUAUUCUUUUUAGAGUAUUGCUAAAUAUCUUCUUCUCCUUUGCAAGCUAAGGGUUAAGGCAGCCAGCGCCUUGCGCACAGGUGUCUUGCCAGUCCUUUAUGAAACAGCGCCUGCAAUCUGCUGGCGAACUUUCUUUUUUUUUUUCUUUAAUUAAGUUGAUCAUAACUGUAACUCAGCUGGGAUUUUCUGUCCCACUAGACAGGCCACUGUAAUUCAUGUAGUUAGAUCUUAAGUGGGUUUGCUGGCCGUAGCCCUAAUCUCUCGCAACUAUUAAACGUGGAGCGACUAACCUGGAGUGCUCUCCACAUCGAGACCGGUCCUGCACGCCCUUGUUUCGCUGCUUUUGUGCCGCAUGUGAUUCCAGUUGUUAGAAAACGAAUUACGCGAGAGUUUGGACAUAGUCUCAAGAGUUCUCCUCAAACUUUUAAGUCGUGUUCAACUUCUUGCAUUUUCAAGAUUUUUUUUAGCGUCCAUUCUGUUACGCGUCGGAUAUGUGGUGGAUGCUGUUUCCACGAUGGAUUUGGUUUCUUCUGGGACAUUGUUAUACCAUACUCCUUUAUAUGGACAGCUGCCGCGUGAGAGCAAUGCCCAUGCCCAUGUCUGUGGCAAAAGUGGUGUACUCUCACGCAGGUCUGUGCCCGAAUGACCUGAACCCCAACCUGUGGGUGGAUGCUAUGAGCACCUGCAUGCGCGAGUGCGAAUCUGACCAGGACUGUGAGACAUUUGAGAAGUGCUGCCCUAAUGUAUGUGGCAACAAGAGCUGUGUGGCAUCACGCUAUAUAGACGUCAAGGGCAACAAGGGCCCCAUUGGAAUGCCAGAGGGCGCCACCUGCGACAAGUUCAUGUGCUCUCAGCAAGGGUCCGAGUGCGACAUCUGGGAUGGCCAGCCUGUUUGCAAGUGCCGGGACCGCUGUGAGAGAGAACCCCACUUCACGUGUGCGUCUGACGGCAUGACAUACUAUAACAAGUGCUACAUGGAUGCCGAGGCCUGUUCCAAGGGUAUCUCUAUUUCUGAGGUCACCUGCAGGUACCACCUGACCUGGCCAAACACCAGUCCAAUCCCAGCAGAGACAACAUUACAUCCUACCACCGCCCUCCAGACCACCCUCCCAGCUGACAUCCAGCUCCCCACCAUACACAGCGGCCCCACCCAGCUGGCUGUUUUUGUGGGUGAGACAGCUAGCUUCCUGUGCGAUGUCUCUGGGAAACCACAUCCGGAAAUCACCUGGGAGAAACAACUGAAGGGCAAAGAUAACACCAUAAUGAGACCUAAUCAUGUCCGAGGCAACGUUGUGGUCACUAACAUUGGCCAGCUGGUCAUAUACAAUGCGCAACUUCAGGAUGCCGGCAUCUAUACGUGUACAGCCAAAAACGUUGGGGGAAGUGUAUCGUCACACUUUCCCUUGGUAGUGAUCAGGAAGGAGGCGAAAGGUAAGAAUGGAGAGGGGAAUAGUACCAACCUGCCGUUUUCAGCUGAAGAGUGUCUUAAAAGUCCAGACACAGAUGGCUGUGGAGAAGAGAGCAUGAGCUGGUACUAUGAACCAAAGAGGAACAAUUGCUUCACCUUCACCUACAGUCAGUGCAAUAAAAACCGUAACCAUUUCGACACCUAUGAAGCCUGCAUGCUGUCAUGCGGAGGAGAGCUGGCGGCUCCGUGCAGCCUACCGAGCCUCCAAGGGCCUUGCAAAGCAUACGAGCCUCGCUGGGCUUACAGCAGCGGCCUCAAAAAGUGCCAGUCCUUUGUGUACGGAGGGUGCGGUGGCAACGAGAACAACUUUGAGUCUAAAGAGGCCUGUGAAGAGAUGUGUCCCUUUCUGAAAAACCACAACUGCAAGAUAUGUAAACCCCGAGCCAAGAUGGUCACCAGCUUCUGCAAAAGUGACUUUGUGAUCCUCGGGCGUGUGACCGAGCUGACGGAGGAGCAAGAGUCUGGCCAUGCUUUGGUGACAGUAGAAGAGAUCUUGAAGGACGAGAAGAUGGGUCUGAGGUUUUUUGGCAAAGAGCCCCUGGAGGUGACUCUUCUGAACAUGGACUGGAACUGCCCGUGCCCCAAUAUCACUACAGCCGACGGGCAGCUCAUCAUCAUGGGGGAUGUUCAAAAUGGCAUGGCCGUUCUGCAGCCCGACAGCUUCGUAGGCUCCUCCAGCACUCGUAGAAUCAGGAAGCUUCGCGAGGUUAUUCACAAGAAAACCUGUGAUUUCCUUAAAGAUUUCUCUGUCGUCCAGUAGUCUCUUAAAGUCUCACACUCACUAAAAGUCUUUUGUCUCAUGUUUUCUGAUUAUUCCAAGCUCCAGUGACCUCACUCACCAGUCUGAAUGACUGCCAGUAAACAUAAAACAUAACUUAUCUGUAACAUUGGAGGUUUUGUUGCCUGAUUCAGAUGGUUUUUCUUGUCUUACUUUGUUCCUUAUUGCUCAAUAGAUCCCUCCUCGUAGUUUUUGUUUUUGACACUGAUCAUUUUUUAUCAGUUUUCAUUCAUGAUUUCUUCAAAGAUGCUGUGUCAACAUGGUCCUAAUCGCUCUUUUUUUUAAAUAAGAAUCAAGCUUGCACCUAGGGCACACUGUCUGGAAAAGGUGCAGGUAGAAUAGCCCCAAGCAUUUACCCUGUACAAAGUAUUUAAUCUUUAGUAAACUGUUUACUAAAAAAGUAUUAUAGAUUUCCUUUCCAAAUGUUAUCUUGAAUACACUAAUACCAUUCAUUUUAAAAAUAUGUUUAAAUAUUAGUAGGCUAUGUUUGCUUUAUGUUUUUGUGGGUUAUCCCAAGAUAGACAGUGUGUAACAUCUGUCCGCACUUGAGCUCACAAUAAUGCAGUUUGAACCCUCAGUUUAUUUACCAGAAUCAAAUAAGCUCUUUGGUUUCAUAUUUUGUGGAAUCCAUUUUCAUAAGUUUUAAUUUACAAUACAGAAUAUGUAUGUGGACUUCUGUACUAUGUAUUUAUUUUUCUUGAUCUAUUUGAUAUGGCCAUUUGAUAUAUAUGUAUAUCUCUCUCUCU
Molecule: messenger RNA, 3422 nt
Organism: Perca fluviatilis (European perch)
Lineage: Eukaryota; Metazoa; Chordata; Actinopteri; Perciformes; Percidae
Gene: wfikkn2a
Product: info WAP, follistatin/kazal, immunoglobulin, kunitz and netrin domain containing 2a
Exons: 3
Coding region: 922-2658 (578 amino acids)
Cellular component (GO): extracellular region
Molecular function (GO): protein binding; serine-type endopeptidase inhibitor activity
Source: RefSeq, a predicted model, not a curated record